Messenger RNA from Rhododendron vialii, 1438 nucleotides. RefSeq lists its product as uncharacterized. The record is from RefSeq and is a predicted model, not a curated record. Bases 210 to 1136 code for a protein of 308 amino acids. NCBI's taxonomy places the organism in Eukaryota, Viridiplantae, Streptophyta, Magnoliopsida, Ericales, Ericaceae. The transcript is spliced from 3 exons.
AAACAAAAUAGGUUAUAUCAAUAGAUUGCUCUCGUCUAAAUUGAUGGCCCCCUAAACUGAUCGGCUCUCAGCAGCAGCUCGCUGCUUCAGCUUCGUCUUCUCCGACUCCGACGAUAAGCGAUUUAUUGGGCUUUGGUCAUCUGGGCAAGAUUUACCUGAUUGUGAGCAAAAAAAAAAAACUGUUUAAAAGACAAGCAAUUGUAUCAAUAAUGGAUGAUGAAAUUGUUUUGAUUCCCCACGAUGAUGGUACAAAGCGGCGAUUACCCUUAUGGAUGAUAGGUGUAGCUGCUGCUGAUCGAGUAAGAAAUUCUAAAGAAGAAAAUGGAAAUGUAAUUAGCAAUGUAAAAGAAGGAAUUGUGUCUCGAAUUCUUCCGCCGAAGUCCAAACGGACUAGAAAGGGCGUUUCUCUGUCUAAGGAAGUGGACUCUUCUGUUCUUGUGAAAUGCGAGAGAAAGAAACGAGGAAGGAAAUUAAUUCGAGAAGAAGAUGAAGGUGGUGGUGAUGAUGAGGUCCCUGAAACUGCUGCUGAUAAGAAGACGAGCAACAGAGUUGGGAAUAAGGGUAGGAAAUCCUCUCGUGGGAAACGAGGAGUAGCAGAUGGUUUGAGCAGCGAGAGUAGUGAGGAAAUUGAAACACUAUCGCCGGAAGAAGAUGGAGUGUUGACUGUCGAUGAUUUAAUGAGCAUUGCGCAAGAGUAUAUCGCAACUGACAAACAUAUGGAGCAACAACAGUCAUUGCAUACAGAACAGGAUGCGGAAAGACGACUUUCAGCUAUUUCCUUUUCUGGGAAAGAGUCAGGAGGGCUUCCCAGUGCUCCUCAUAGCAGCUGGAAAUCACCUAGGCAUGAAGAAAUGGUGUCUGUUCAUAAUUCAGUUGGAACUUCUGCUGGUGAAGGAACCGUAGUCAUUCCGUGUAGUACUGGGGACCCAGCUCAAGACAUGCUGGAUCUGCUUUUGGGCCCCUUAUUGAAGAAGCCCGCAUGGGAGGGAAACAAGAUUGGAUUAAUCAAAGAGGACAUGACGUUUGCAGGUGAUAUCACAAAACAAAGGCAGAAUAACAUUGGUACGGAGGUAGUAGUCCCAUUGACAAAGAAGAAAAGCAGUCUCAAGGACAAAGUGGCAAUGUUUUUGGAUUGACUAAGACAAAGUGGCAGUCUCAAGGAAAAAUCCAUCUUGUUUAGUGGAUAUUUAUGACAUCUCAACCAGAGAUAAUGUUGGUGUAGGUAUGACUCACCCACUCUUUAUACAUCCUUAAUUCGUUUCUAGGUUGUGCAGUUUAGAGGGAUUAUGUUGGACAUAUUUAAGUAGAUGAUGGAAAAUGUAGAUGCAAGUGGAACAGUUAUUGCUCUGUGCUAUACAUAAACCAUCUUCAAGAAAGGAUCUUGUAAAAUUGGAACAAGCUAGGAAAAACUAUGAUAGUGGUGUUGCUACUUGUUUAA